Molecule: messenger RNA, 2910 nt
Organism: Pseudonaja textilis
Lineage: Eukaryota; Metazoa; Chordata; Lepidosauria; Squamata; Elapidae
Gene: PDK2
Product: pyruvate dehydrogenase kinase 2
Biological process (GO): protein phosphorylation; regulation of glucose metabolic process
Cellular component (GO): mitochondrion
Molecular function (GO): pyruvate dehydrogenase (acetyl-transferring) kinase activity
Source: RefSeq, a predicted model, not a curated record
AGCAGUCUGUGGGCUGGUUGUCGGAAGGAUCCGGUCAGAGCAGAGGUGCCUGUUGGCUUUCAGGUAGCCGGGAAAAGGGGUCACCGCCGCUAGUCUUCUCCCCGAAAGUGGCCUGUCAGGGCCCGGUGGUGCCACGAUGCGGCUUCUGCGAUGCCUGAUGAAGGGCCAGUCGGCGCUGGCCGGGGCGCCCAAGUAUAUCGAGCACUUCAGCAAAUUCUCUCCAUCGCCGCUCUCCAUGAAGCAAUUCCUCGACUUCGGAUCCAGCAAUGCCUGUGAGAAGACCUCCUUCAUAUUCCUUCGCCAAGAGCUCCCUGUCCGACUGGCCAAUAUUAUGAAAGAAAUCAACCUUCUUCCUGACCGUGUACUGAGUACUCCCUCUGUUCAGCUGGUGCAGAGUUGGUAUGUGCAGAGUUUACUGGAUAUCAUGGUGUUCCUCGACAAGGAUCCAGAGGACCAAAGGAUAUUGGGACAGUUCACCAAUGCUCUGGUCACAAUUCGCAACCGUCACAAUGAUGUGGUCCCUACGAUGGCGCAGGGUGUAAUUGAAUAUAGGGAAGCUUAUGGUGAUGACCCGGUUUCCAACCAAAACAUCCAGUACUUCCUCGAUCGUUUCUAUCUUAGCCGGAUUUCUAUCCGUAUGCUGCUCAACCAACACACCUUGAUUUUUGAUGGUAGCACCAAUCCAGCCCAUCCCAAGCACAUUGGCAGCAUUGAUCCCCACUGCAAUGUAUCAGAUGUAGUUAGAGACGCUUAUGACAUGGCCAAACUGUUAUGUGACAAGUACUACUUGGCAUCUCCUGAUCUGGAGAUCCAGGAGGUGAAUGCCAGUGGAACAGGACCUCAGAAGUGGCAUACGAAUCAACCCACCCAGCCCAUCCACAUGGUCUACGUUCCAUCUCACUUGUACCACAUGCUCUUUGAACUGUUUAAGAAUGCCAUGAGAGCCACUGUAGAAAGCCAUGAGUCCAGCCUGACAUUGCCACCCAUCCAAGUGAUGGUGGCUUUGGGCGAGGAGGAUCUCUCCAUCAGGAUGAGUGACCGAGGUGGUGGGGUUCCUCUUCGCAAGAUUGAUCGACUCUUCAGCUACUUAUAUUCCACAGCACCCAAACCCGAGCUUGGCACCGGGGGGACACCCCUGGCCGGUUUUGGCUAUGGGCUGCCAAUCUCUAGACUCUAUGCCAAGUAUUUCCAAGGUGAUCUUCAGCUAUUCUCCAUGGAGGGAUUUGGAACAGAUGCUGUCAUCUAUCUGAAAGCCUUGUCAACAGACUCUGUGGAAAGGCUUCCAGUGUACAACAAGUCCGCAUGGCGUCACUAUCAGACCAUCCAGGAGGCAGAUGACUGGUGUGUGCCCAGCACGGAGCCCAAGAACACGUCCACCUAUCGAGUCACCUAAGCAAGCCUCUCCGUUAACAGGAAGGGAGCUACCCUGCUUCCAAAGGGAGGAAACCAAACUUUGUUGAGGGGAGAAAAAGAAACAAACAAUAAUCACCAGCAUAAAUCCCACCUCGUGUUGUAAAAUCUCUGUGGAAUGUUCUCCUUGUGGCUGUCUGGCCUGAAGAUCUGCCAGAUUUGCUUUUGUUCCUCUUUAGUAUUUGCACACAUCGCCUUUUUAUUAUGUUUGUGUUAUAAUCAUGAAGCAGAGAGAACUUGACCACUAAGCAUUAAUACGUUGAGAAAAAAUCAGGAAGCAAAAAGAGGGAAGAAGAAGCUAACAAGCGUGGAUGUGAUUUUGUUGCAUUUCUUCACCUGAAUCAAGAUCCAAGCAAAAGGCACAAAGAGGUUUAAAACCUGACAUAGGGACAGCAGAGUCCAUUGCAAAGAGCCAAGGACAUUAGAGGAAACAGGCAUGUUUUUUAGUACAGGUAUAUUGCUCUGGAAGUAAGAAAUAUUCUCUUGAGUGGUAGAUAUUUUUGCAUUAUGUUCUGUGUGCUUUUCAUCAUACAUGUCUGAGUCUCAGACAAGUUGAGGAAAGCAACACAAGAACCGGGAAUUUUAGCCCUGGAAGAAUCAGAGUUAGAUUGUACCGGGUAGAUUGAGACCUAAGGAAAAGGCUUUGUUAGCAUUGCAGGUGUUUUGGAGUUUAUGGUUUCUUGCUUGUUUGUCUCAUCCACUGCUUGUGCUUUUGCUCACCAUGGCUCAAUUCCUAGACUGGCUUGUGGCGGAAUAUAGAUCCUUUGGUCCUGCUUAUAUUGGAGGAGUUUCUCCUCUCCAUGGGAAAAGUAUUAGGGACAAUUGGGAUGGCUUAUGGGAGAAAACCGGAGCCAGAAGAAAUGCCGAAAUAAGAGUCUCCGUCAGAUGAAGAGUGAACUGGCAACACUGAAAGCUUCAAUCCUGUCCUCCAACUGCAACAGAACAAACGGAAUAUAUAUAUUAUAAGGACAUAUUUCUGGUUCACAUGUCUCCAGUGCUCAGAAGCUAUGGGCAAAAGGGGCUUCCCUCCCCCAAGAAUCUCAGAGGCAAUCAAUUAUGGAUUCUCCCUCCCCUCUUUUAUAGCCUUCCCCCAUCAUGGCAGCUGUUUGCUUUCCAGCAGCUCUUUGCUAUGAUCUCACUUUUCUGGUCCUCAUUUCAAAACAAGUGGAAAUGUUUUGUAGGUGGAAAAUCGCUUCUGCCUUCUAUUUUUAUCCUGUGCUAUUGUUCUAAGCAGAUGUUAAUAUUAUUGUUCUAAGCAGAUGAUCCCCCCCCUGAGUUGCCUUCGCCUGUUUAUCAUUUUAAGCAGUAACAAACCACCCUUCUGUCACUGCCCGUCCUCUGUGUUGGACACCGGAAAAGAUCUGUGUUUAUAUCUUAAAUAUACUUUUUAAUUCUUGAGAGGAACAAGACAUAUGCCAAGGUCCUAUUGCUGCUACAGUGUUACAGUAUCAAUUUUCUUGAUCAGCUAAGAAAAAAAAAAUUAAAUUUAAAUAUGAUCUU